Megalops cyprinoides (Indo-Pacific tarpon) is the source of this 2670-nucleotide messenger RNA. RefSeq names its product major intrinsically disordered Notch2-binding receptor 1-like. Gene Ontology annotation, biological process: negative regulation of cell population proliferation; negative regulation of TOR signaling. Gene Ontology annotation, cellular component: plasma membrane. The record is from RefSeq and is a predicted model, not a curated record. Lineage: Eukaryota; Metazoa; Chordata; Actinopteri; Elopiformes; Megalopidae.
AUGGAUCCCCCACCUGAGUGUUCUCUUUUUCUGGCCAGGAUUCUGGAAGAGCUGGACACUAAAUACAGCAGUGUCUCCUACCAGGAUCUGUGCAAGUCCCUUUGUGCCCGCUUUGACCUGGUCCAUCUCACCAAGCUGCAGAACCUCCUCUUCUACAUGGCCUGCCUGGACCCCAGCUUCCCUGCGACACUGUUCAGAGAGAAGAUGAAAUGCUCCCUGGAGGACCAGCAGUCUAGGAAGCUCAGGGCAGCAGCUGACAUCAUCACCAUGUUCAACCUGAUCCAGAUGAAUGAGGGGGUGGCCAAAGACAAGCUGCCCACUGUCUACAGGCCCAAGGUCCACAAGCACCAGUCAUUCGAGUCCUGCCUGUCGGGCACUGACGUCUACAGAUAUUCGGGCUGUGAUAGGACAGCCAGGGCCCCUCCUCUUCUGCAAGGCUCACCCUUCCCUAAAUCUGACUGCAGCAGCUGCCAACAUUUCAUUCCAACUUCUGACCUCAAAGUCCUCCUGGGAGUGAGAGGGGAACUGAUGUGCAGGGCAGCGUCUCUUGACAAGCUGCAGCACCUCCCGCGCUACAUGAACAGCAGUCCUCUGUCGCCCAGAGACAUGCAGAGCACGUAUUUCCCCAUGAAUGUUGACAGUGAGUCCAACACCAACCAGGACUCCCUGCAUAUCUCCACCACCACAGGUGCCACUAAGGAGACUCUGGACUCUGACGCUGAGCCCUUCACUAUGCAUUCCUGUGUCCAGAAGAGGAACAUCUUCAAGGGGGACUUCCACAACCUCUCUGCUUUUACACCCCAGGUGAUUGGCUAUGACCCCCAGACGGCUGUGCCAGCAGGCGGGGGUUACCAAAAGAAUGAGCCGAGGAAGUCCCCGAUGUUCUUGAACCACAGUUUUGAACUACCCUACAGUAACCCAUACUGCGAGCCAGCACGUUGCCCCGGUGCGGACUUGCGGCAGGUGAAGCAUGAGAGCCUGGAUGACCUGCAGACAUCCGCAUACUUUGGUCCAAUGACAAUGACUGAUUGUGUGAACACUCGGCGAGCUCCAGGGAAGCAGGGGAGGCAGCCAGCCUGGCUAAUCAAGAGCCUGAGCCUGAACACGGAAGAGGGUCCUAACUUUGAGCACUCUUUCCUCAGGCAGCCCAAGAAUGACCGCCCGCACCCUGCUGACAGCCUGGACGAGGAACAGCGCGACCAGGGUGCCAAAGAGAAGUCGGUGGUCUCAUUCUCCAGGUUUGGCAGCAAAACCAUGGUGCCUAAGACUAAAGACGCAAGCUCCAUGGCUGGAGGAGGAGGCACAGAGAGGAGGGAGGGCAUGAAGAGGUUCAAAGACAAGAGUAUAAACUGCACCUCAUUCCAGGGAGGGAGUGGGGAGACCGUGCUGAGUGUGGCACCCCAGACGGAGCACUGUGACCAGCGGCACUACUGGGACUUUGCUGCUCUCUGCAAGUAUGGGGAUAAGCAUCCGUUCACCACACAGUCUGAAGAGGACAGCGAUGACAUCAGUGAAAUCUUCCGCUUCCUGGAUGACAUCAGCAUGUGUGGCUCCACAGGAGUCAUCCAGUCAUCCUGCUACAACAGCAUUGCGUCCCUUUCUCAGGCCACCAAGUCAGAUGGGGACAGUUCACCUGAGCACAGCACUGUCAAGCUGGGCAAGGGUACAAGAAAGCUGGAGCGGCUGUUCCACUCCCUGGAGAGCACGGACAAUGAGCUGAAAGCCAGUGUCUGCAAGAUGGUCCUGCGGAUCGGGCAGAUUGAGAGGAAGCUAGAGUCGCUGUCGGGCGUCCAUGGAGAGAUCUCCCAGGUGCUCUCCAAGCUCAACAAGCUGGAUGAGAAGAUCCAGGAGCCAGAGGCAGAGGGCAGCCGGCAGGGUGAGGCGGUGAGACCAUUGAGGCACAUGCAGUGGAGGGGGGGGCCCUCAUAUGGUGGAUUCCACUGCCACACCACCGGGCACAGUGCCAAACCUGAUGCCAGCAAUGCAGACUGGUGCCAUUUUGAUGCCAAUGACGGAAUGGAGGACAGCCAGUGGGGCAAGAUCCCAAAAAAGGGGCUCUUCCCUCGGCGGUCAUCACGGUGCCUGACCAAGCAUAGCGCUACUGAGUCCAAAAUUGCUAGCAUCUUGAACUCGCAACAGGACUGGCAAGCUAUAUCCAGGUCAACCCAACCAGGGGAGGAGAGCAAUGCGAAGGACCAUGACAGCAAGGACUGGCACAGGAAGUCUAAAGAGGUACCUGGGGCAUUUAAGCUGAGCUCUGGGGAUGCCCCAAAGGACUCAUACCUGAUUGAGCAGGUGUUCAGCCCACACCUGUUUGCACCACCGGUGAAGCCACACCUGAAGGGCAGCCCACUGUACACAGACAUGAGGCUGACCGACCUUUCAGAUGGCAAGCAGCCGACACACCCACCCUGGACCCUCAACGAGUACAAGCAUAGCUCUGGUGACAAGAACAAGCUUGCUGCGCUGGACCUGCAAGUGCAGGAGUCACUGAACGCCAACAAUCUGGAGUACUGGAUGGAGGAUAUUUACACACCGGGCUACAAUUCGCUGCUGAAGCGCAAGAAGGCUGAGUUCCAGCGGGUGUGCAAGAUUGGUGCACUAGUCGUGGUAGUUGCCUGCACAGUGAUCCUUGUCAUCGUGGUGCCCAUCUGCACCAUGAAGUCUUGA